AUGAGUACAACGUUGCAAGCAGAUGAGUUUCCAGUAUGGGCAUUGGUACCAAAAAAAGAAACUGGAGUCACUAACUUCCUGGCCAAAAAUCCAUCAUACGAUGGCCGUAAUGUGACAAUAGCCAUAUUCGAUUCUGGUGUCGAUCCUGGAGCUCCUGGUCUUAAAGUGACAAGUGAAGGUAAACCAAAAGUUAUUGCUAGAUACGACUGCAGUGGUGCUGGUGAUGUUGAUACCUCAACCAUAGUGACACCUGAAGGAAAUAAAAUAAAAGGACUAAGUGGACGUACACUUGUUAUACCAAGUACUUGGAAGAAUCCUACCGAGAAGUAUCACAUAGGUAUAAAAAAUGCAUUUGAGUUAUACACCAAGAAUGUCCAAAAGCGAAUUGAAGAAGAAAAGAAAGAAAAGCAAUGGGACCCACUUCAUAAGCCAUUAUUAUCAAAAGCAAUCAUGGAACAACAGAAUUUCAAUAAUGAAUUUGAUCCUUCUAAAGUCACACUGACAAGAAACCAGAAAUUAAAAAAGGAUGACCUAGACAGCACCGUUGAAGCUUUACAAAAUUUAGAAAAAAAGUAUAAAUUUAUCACCCCAGUUUAUGAUUGUGUGGUUUUCCAUGACGGAGUACAAUGGCUUGCAUGCUUGGAUACUUCUGAAAAGGGAGAUUUGGCUUCAUGUAAACUUAUGGGAGAAUUUAGUGAAGAUCCAGUUAAUAAUUUCGAUUACAUCACUGCUGCCGAUCGAAUGAGUUAUUCAUUUAAUAUGUAUAAUGAUGGAGAUGUAUUGGAAAUCGUAUCUCUUGGGUCAUCUCAUGGAACACAUGUAUCUGCUAUUGCUGCUGGGUAUUUUCCUGAUGAACCAGACAGAAAUGGAGUGGCUCCUGGCGCUCAAAUUAUAUCCUUAACUAUAGGCGAUAGUCGUUUAGAGACAAUGGAAACAGGAACUGCAGUUGUAAGAGCGAUGAUUAAAGUUAUGGAACUUCGAAAGAAGUUUAACAUUGACGUUAUAAAUAUGAGUUAUGGGGAACACUCAAAUUGGUCUCAUGCCGGGAGAGUUGGCGAUAUUAUGAAUGAUGUAAUUGACAAGCAUGCUGUUACUUGGGUUGCAUCUGCUGGCAAUCAUGGGCCAGCGUUAUGCACUAUUGGGGCUCCUCCAGAUAUUUCAAAAACGACAAUCAUAGGAGUUGGAGCCUAUGUAUCACCAGAUAUGAUGACAACAGAAUACUCUAUGCUACAAAAACUCCCAGGCAAUACUUAUACAUGGUCCUCAAGAGGGCCAACAAUUGACGGCGGUAGAGGAAUAAGUGUAUGUGCACCAGGUGGGGCAAUAGCUUCUGUACCUGGAUACCUGUUAAGAGGAUCACAGUUAAUGAAUGGCACAAGCAUGUCUGCACCUCAUGUAGCUGGAGCAACUGCUGUAUUAAUAUCUGGACUUAAGGGAAAAAAUAUUGAUACCUGCCCUUAUUUGAUUAAACGAGCAAUGGAAAAUACUGCAUUGUAUAACGAUAAGAUAGAUCACUUUUCACAAGGACAUGGUUUAUUACAAGUUGAUAAAGCAUUUGAUUAUUUAACUCAAUACUACACUGAACAAGAAUCAUAUGUCAAGUUUAUGGUAUCUUGUAGUAUCCAAGGCCAUAGUGUUAAUGGGAAUAAAGGAAUCCAUAUCAGAAAUGCAAUUGAAAACAAAGUGGUUGACUGUGUCAUAAUUGUGGAACCAGUCUUUUUAAAUAAUGCAGAUGUCGGUAAGUUAUUCAGUUAUUAA
Macrosiphum euphorbiae (potato aphid) is the source of this 1758-nucleotide messenger RNA. Lineage: Eukaryota; Metazoa; Arthropoda; Insecta; Hemiptera; Aphididae. The record is from the annotation of a GenBank genome assembly.